AGAAAGAGAGAGAGAGAGAGAGGGAGGCCGGGCAGGCGGCGGGCGGCGCGGCUCUCAACCUGAUUGACCGACUGACCCUCGGGGCUGACGGGCUGACCGGCGGACGGCGGCGGCGGGAGUCGGAAGCCGCACCGGGCGACGCUGAGAACCGGCGGGUCAGGUCCCGCGGCCGCCGCUCGGUCGGGGGCGCUGAAUGAAGCGCCGGCCCCGCUGAGCCCCGAGCCCGGCGCCUUCCCCGCAAGAUGGACGGUUUCGCCGGCAGCCUCGAUGAUAGUAUUUCUGCUGCAAGUACCUCUGACGUUCAAGAUCGCCUCUCAGCUCUUGAGUCACGAGUUCAACAACAAGAAGAUGAAAUCACUGUGCUAAAGGCAGCAUUGGCUAAUGUUUUGAGGCGUCUUGCAAUCUCUGAAGAUCAUGUAGCCUCAGUGAAAAAGUCCAUGCCAAGAAAAGGCCAGCCAAGCCUUCGAGAAGCUAUUUCUAUGUCCUGUAUAACCAAUGGAAGUGGUAUAAACAGAAAACAGAAUCAUACCAGCUCUAUAUCAAUAGCAAGAAAAGAAACUCUUUCUUCAGCUGCUAAAAGUGGUACAGAAAAAAAGAAAGAAAAGCCACAAGGACAGAGAGAACAAAAAGAGGACUCUCAUUCUAAUGAUCAGAGCCCACAAAUCCGAGCUCCACCUUCUCCCCAGGCCUCGUCACAGCCUCUCCAAAUAAACAGACAAACUCCAGAGAGCAAGAGCUCUGCUCCCACCAAAAGCAUAAAACGUCCACCAACAGCUGAAAAGUCACAUAACUCAUGGGAAAAUUCAGAUGAUAGUCGUAAUAAAUUAAUGAAAACGGUUUCAACAUCAAAACUAAUAUCAAAGGUUAUAAAAAAUACAGACAAACAUAAAGAUGUCAUCGUCAAUCAAGCAAAAAUGUCAACCCGGGAAAAAAACAGCCAAGAAGGAGAAUAUAUUAAAAUGUUUAUGCGAGGUCGACCAAUUACAAUGUUCAUUCCUUCGGAUGUUGACAACUAUGAUGACAUCAGAACAGAACUGCCUCCGGAGAAGCUCAAACUGGAGUGGGCAUAUGGUUAUCGAGGAAAGGACUGUCGAGCAAAUGUAUACCUGCUUCCCACAGGGGAGAUAGUUUAUUUCAUCGCCUCAGUGGUAGUCCUGUUUAAUUAUGAGGAGAGGACUCAGCGACACUACCUGGGUCAUACAGACUGUGUGAAAUACCUUGCUAUACAUCCUGACAAGAUUAGAAUCGCAACUGGACAGAUAGCCGGAGUGGACAAAGAUGGAAGGCCUCUGCAACCCCAUGUUAGGGUGUGGGAUUCAGUAAGUCUUACCACACUGCAUGUUAUUGGACUUGGAACUUUUGAGCGUGGAGUAGGAUGCCUGGAUUUUUCAAAAGCAGAUUCAGGUAUUCAUUUAUGCGUUAUUGAUGACUCCAAUGAACAUAUGCUUACUGUAUGGGACUGGCAGAAAAAAUCAAAAAUAGCUGAAAUCAAGACGACAAACGAAGUUGUUUUAGCUGUAGAAUUCCACCCAACAGAUGCAAAUACAAUAAUAACAUGUGGUAAAUCUCAUAUUUUUUUCUGGACCUGGAGUGGCAACUCACUAACAAGAAAACAAGGAAUUUUUGGGAAAUAUGAAAAACCAAAAUUUGUUCAGUGUUUGGCAUUCUUGGGGAAUGGAGAUGUUCUCACUGGAGACUCAGGCGGAGUCAUGCUUAUCUGGAGCAAAACUAUGGUAGAGCCUCCACCUGGGAAAGGACCUAAAGGUGUAUAUCAGAUCAACAGACAAAUCAAAGCUCACGAUGGCAGUGUGUUUACACUUUGUCAGAUGAGAAAUGGGAUGCUAUUAACUGGAGGCGGAAAAGACAGAAAAAUAAUUUUGUGGGAUCAUGAUCUGAACCUUGAAAGAGAAAUAGAGGUUCCUGAUCAGUAUGGCACCAUUAGAGCAGUUGCAGAGGGAAAGGCAGAGCAGUUCUUAGUAGGCACAUCACGAAACUUUAUUUUACGGGGAACAUUUAAUGAUGGCUUCCAAAUAGAAGUACAGGGUCAUACAGAUGAACUCUGGGGCCUUGCAACGCAUCCCUUCAAAGAUUUGCUCUUGACGUGUGCUCAGGACAGGCAGGUGUGCAUGUGGAACUCAGCGGAGCACAGGCUGGAAUGGACCAGGCUUGUGGACGAACCAGGGCACUGUGCAGACUUUCAUCCGAGCGGUACAGUGGUAGCCAUUGGAACACACUCGGGCAGGUGGUUUGUUCUGGAUGCAGAAACGAGAGAUCUGGUGUCAAUCCACACGGAUGGCAAUGAGCAGCUGUCUGUGAUGCGCUACUCAGUAGAUGGUAUUCUUCUGGCUGUGGGAUCCCAUGACAACUUUAUUUACCUCUACACAGUCUUAGAAAACGGCAGAAAAUACAGCAGAUAUGGAAAGUGCACUGGACAUUCUAGCUACAUCACACACCUUGACUGGUCCCCAGACAAUAAGCAUAUAAUGUCUAACUCGGGUGACUACGAGAUAUUGUACUGGGACAUUGUAAAUGGCUGCAAACUAAUCAGGAACCGAUCAGAUUGCAAGGACAUCGAUUGGACAACAUACACCUGUGUGCUAGGCUUCCAAGUCUUUGGGGUCUGGCCGGAAGGAUCCGAUGGAACAGACAUCAACGCACUGGUUCGAUCCCACAAUAGAAGAGUUAUUGCGGUGGCUGAUGAUUUCUGUAAAGUUCAUCUCUUUCAGUAUCCCUGCUCCAAAGCCAAGGCUCCCAGUCACAAGUACAGUGCCCACAGCAGCCAUGUGACCAACGUCAGUUUUACUCAUAAUGACAGUCACCUAAUUUCAACUGGUGGGAAGGAUAUGAGCAUCAUUCAGUGGAAGCUUGUGGAAAAGUUACCUUUGCCUCAAAACGAGGUCAUAACAGACACCAGUGCAACCAAACCCCCUGCCUCUUCCUUGGAAACUGCCAGGCCGUCUAACCCUCCUCCCCAACCAUUCACUGGGACUGAAGAGGAAAGUAGAAUGGACAGCUCCCCCACGCUUGUGGAGAACAGCCUGGAGCCGAUGGCAGAGCCCAGCGAGGAACAGAGCGAGUGGGGGAGUGAAGACCUCGGUGUGGUGAUCGAUGAAGAGCCUGCUAGUGAGUUAGAUGAGAAGCAGGGAGCAACUGAGCUGCCUGAGGAGGAGCGAAGCACAACACCCCUGUGCUGAAACCCAGGCUGCAGGGCUCCUCUGCCGCACGUGACCCCGUGAUGUGAUGGGGCCAGGUAGCAGGGCGGGCAGUGGUGGGGUCGCUGUGGAUGGAGGUUUGUUUCCCAUGAGAUCGGACACUCUCUGGCAGUCCGAUAUGCCAUCAGUGAGCUAGAGCAAUCCAGGAGACUGUUUGGUAGAUGUUGACAACUUAACCAAACUUGAACAGCAGGAGGAGACUGGCAGGUGAGUGUGUCCGAAACACCCACGUGUGUGAGGUGCAGUUACUGGAAACAAAACUGCAGCUGCACCCAUUGGAAGAAACCUGUUCUCUGAAUGCGAUUUCCUCUCAACAGCUGGAGGCCUCUCAGGCAUCAUCGCUUGCUUGGCUGCUGGCUCAAGCUGCCAAUUUUUUUCCUGAUGCAAAAAAUGAAAGCAGGAAAAAGUACUCUUUGUGAUACUGUCCCACUCAGAUGUCUAACGGGAACUUCUUAAUUAAGGGGAAUUUAGUGUUGCCGAGUGCGAUGGUGUUGUCUUUCCGUGGGCUGUUGCAUUUUCUUACACUACCCGAGAUGUCCAGACGUGCUUGGUAGGAGGCUACUCUCUAGGUGCUGCCUUUCUAAGUUCUGACGAGGAACAGUCCUCAGUGGCUUGUGUACAGAUUGCUUUAUCCCAGAAGCAAGCCUUGGUUUGUUGAAGAGCUUUUAAUGUAUAGUAAACCAUGAUUCUGAGAGAAUCGAUUCUCCAAGGAGUCCUUCACUGGCCUACAUUCUCUAAUGUUGGGCAUUCAAGGGAAUAGAAGAAAACAAACCGCAUGCCUUUAACAGAUGAACUGUAAUGAUGACCUGCUAACUGUUGCUAGCCUUCAGCAUUAUCUGUUCCCUCACACAGUCGCUAAAUGGUCAAAUUGGUGCUUGAAAUUCAUUGGUCUAGUUGUAAUUUUUAUACAAAUGAUACCAAGAGAUGUCUCUUUUACAGAAGUGUAAUGGUCACAGUGCUGUGUAUAGACUGCACCCCUUGCAGAUGCGCGGUCUGUGGGCAUUUCCUUCUGUGAGCCUUGCAGCCCUUGUAUGGCUGGCUUUGGUCUGGGCAGUGCAUGUGUGUUAAUAUACAUGGGCAGGUUGGGCUUUUCUAAGUUUUGUCAGAUAACUAUUUUCCUAAGUAUGUAUUCCCUACUUCAGUGAUUGACAAGUGUGCAUUUCCUAUGUUUGUUUAUACUUUGAGUGCAGAACUAUUUUUUUUAACUUCCUACAUUGUUCCUACUUUUUUGUUGUUGGAUUAUGUAACUUUUCCUAAGUUCAGAAGUCUUAAGUGUGCAAGCGUUUAUGUGAUUGUGCCAUUCCAGAGUGCAUCAGAACUGUCAUUCCCUUCCAGUACUUCUCAGGAGUAACAUAUCAGGUAUGUCAUCAUUGCUUGGAACCGUGAACGAACGCUCCCGUGAACACCAAGGACACUCAACACUAUUCACACGCUGUGCAGAGGGUGUGUGGAGGGACAACAGAGAGCAGUGUAUCUGAGUAAGAUGCACACAUCGAAGUGCGUUCAGUGAAAGUCUGCGUCUAGGUAUAUAUGUCCGUGCAGCUCUCUCCUUUUGUUUACAGCUUUUUUUAAUUAAGUGGAAAAAUAAAAAAUAAAAAAAAAAACCUCACCUCAACAUAGCUCUCUUCCAAAGAGGAGAUUUCAAGCCACCUGACUUCUUCAGUUCAGUCUUUACCCAGUGUCAGAGCGCACAGCUUCAGGCACCUCUGCCCAACAGCUAGCAGUGGAGAUGAAAUCAAGGCCUUGCAAAGUGGAUACUAGGAGAUGAACAAGCAAUUGGAGGAGAAGAACAUGUGCUUCUUUCAGUGCCUGGAGGAUGCGGCUCUCCACACGCAGGGACUUUAUUUGGGGACAUCUGUCACCUUUGGGGUUGCCAUGUACAAUGAGAUUUAUAAUCAUGAUCCUCCUGGGUGGUAGUUCCAAAGACACUACUAAUGUGCAGAGGGCACUCCAGCCUCGAGUGCGCACUGCUAAUGUGCAGAGAGCGUUCCAGCCUCUGGUGCUGGCAACUACUGUUUCCUGUCAGUCAGAUCUGUGAUAAUGGUUGGAAGGAUGUGGGAUUAUGAAACUGUUUUUGUUUUGUUGUGGUUUUUUUGUUUUGUUUUUAGAAAACUUGUGAAUGAAAAUGAACCCAAGUGUUUCACGUGAAGAUGAGCCAUUUCUAUCAUGCAUUCCGAUGUCAUGGCAGAAAUUUUUGAAGAUAAAAAAAAUAAG
Molecule: messenger RNA, 5426 nt
Organism: Mus pahari (shrew mouse)
Lineage: Eukaryota; Metazoa; Chordata; Mammalia; Rodentia; Muridae
Gene: Eml4
Product: EMAP like 4
Exons: 24
Coding region: 243-3194 (983 amino acids)
Biological process (GO): microtubule cytoskeleton organization
Cellular component (GO): mitotic spindle
Molecular function (GO): microtubule binding
Source: RefSeq, a predicted model, not a curated record